Messenger RNA from Pteronotus mesoamericanus, 1788 nucleotides. It is a transcript of the gene ZNF135, whose product is annotated as zinc finger protein 135. Lineage: Eukaryota; Metazoa; Chordata; Mammalia; Chiroptera; Mormoopidae. Gene Ontology annotation, molecular function: RNA polymerase II cis-regulatory region sequence-specific DNA binding; DNA-binding transcription factor activity, RNA polymerase II-specific. Gene Ontology annotation, biological process: regulation of DNA-templated transcription. The record is from RefSeq and is a predicted model, not a curated record.
AGCUCUCACACAUGGGGAAUGCACAGAAAAAGGGAGAAUCCCGACUCAAAGUUUAAUGUGCAACAGAGAACCUAUGCAACAGAGAAACCCUACAGAUGUCAGGAAUGUGGAAAAUCCUUUAGUCACAGCUCCGUACUCGUUGAACACCACCGAACACACACAGGAGAGAGACCUUACGAAUGUAAUGAAUGCAGAAAAAGCUUCCGAAACAGCUCGGCACUUACCAAACAUCAGAGAAUCCACACUGGUGAGAAACCCUAUAAGUGCACUCAGUGUGGGAGGACCUUCAACCAAAUUGCCCCACUGAUUCAGCACCAGAGAACUCACACGGGUGAGAAGCCAUACGAGUGCAGAGAGUGUGGGAAGUCCUUCAGUUUUAGGUCCUCCUUCAGCCAACACGAGCGGACUCACACAGGCGAGAAGCCUUAUGAGUGUAGUGAAUGUGGGAAGGCCUUCCGGCAAAGUAUUCACCUUACCCAGCAUCUGCGCAUACACACAGGGGAGAAGCCCUAUCAGUGUGCAGAGUGUGGCAAGGCCUUCAGCCACAGCUCAUCCUUGACUAAGCACCAGCGAAUCCACACUGGUGAGAAGCCCUAUAAGUGUCAUGAGUGUGGAAAAGCCUUCACCCAGAUCACACCACUUAUUCAGCAUCAGAGGACACACACAGGAGAGAAGCCCUAUGAGUGCAAUGAGUGUGGGAAGGCCUUCAGCCAGAGCACACUCCUGACUGAGCAUCGGAGGAUUCACACUGGGGAGAAGCCCUAUGGGUGCAAUGAGUGUGGAAAAACUUUCAGCCACAGCUCAUCUCUCAGCCAACACGAACGGACACACACAGGAGAGAAGCCCUAUGAGUGCAGUCAGUGCGGCAAGGCCUUCCGGCAGAGCACACACCUCAGUCAACAUCAGAGGAUCCACACAGGGGAGAAACCCUAUGAGUGCAGUGACUGUGGCAGGGCCUUCAGCCACAGCUCAUCCCUAAUGAAACACCAGCGAAUUCACACCGGGGAGAAGCCCUAUGAGUGUAACGAAUGUGGCAGGGCCUUCAGCCAGCUCUCUCCACUCAUUCAGCAUCAGAGAAUCCACACGGGAGAGAAGCCAUAUGAGUGUAAUGAGUGUGGUAGAGCCUUCAGCCAGAGCUCCCUACUCAUAGAGCACCAGAGGAUCCACACCAAUAAAAGCCCUACGUGUGCAACGAAUGUGGGAAGUCCUUCAGUCACAGCUCAUCGCUCAGCCAGCAUGAGAGGACACACACUGGGGAAAAGCCAUAUGAAUGUCCAGAUUGUGGCAAAUCCUUCAGGCAGAGCACUCAUCUCACUCAGCACCGGAGAAUCCACACCGGCGAGAAGCCGUACGAGUGCAGUGACUGCGGGAAAGCAUUCACACACAGCUCCUCCUUAACCAAACACCAGAGAACUCAUACUGGGUAGAAGCACUCUAUACGAAUUGGAACAUAGGAAGCUUUAAGCCAUAGUUCAUCCCUUCCAACACUUGACCCAAUCAUGCUCAUGAGAAAGAUGACAGACAUUUAUACACAUGCCUUCACACACAGUACACUCCUCAGAUUAUCCUAACAGUAGGGGAUGUGGAGAUGAUCAAUGUGGAGAACCUUCAGAUGUGAGUGUUCAUCAACGCUCUUAUUAUAGAACCCAGAAAAGGAAAGGUAAUAAAUCCUGGCCCAUGUGGCUUGGUUGGAGUAUCAUUCCAUAGAUGAAAGAUUGCAGGUUCAGUUCCCAGUCAGGGCACAUACCUAGUUUGUGCAUCUGAUCCCUGGUCCAGGUAUAGAUGGGA